AUGGUUCAACUGCUGAUUCCUGUCGUCUGGUGCUUUCCGCUGGCUCCUGCCUGUGCGUUGUGCUGCUGGUCAGACCUUCCUUUUGCGCCACUCGCACCUGCCCACCUCGGUUGCGGUAAACUGCUGGGCCUCUUGUGCUGGCGCGGACACGCGAGUAUCUGCGUUGCGUGCGGUGUAUCCACUUGUUGCUGCAUCUCCCUGCGCGCCCUGUGUUCUCAUUACCAACCCGAUACGGCAGAAAAGUGGUAUUGGGAUAUGGAUGCAGAAGGAAGCCCCCUAUUGCUAAAAAGUGCCCAGUACGAGGAGUAUCCGAUCUGUUGUUCAAACUUCGUAAUAGGCUGUCGGAGACGCGGACCGCUAGACUCUUUCUGUGAUUGCUGGUUCAGCUGCUUCAUCAUGCGUACCGGCCUCCUCUUCAAGUGCAACAGCUAGUGACAAUGAUCGCCAUAAUCGUGAUGGUGAAGAUUCGGAUUUUUCAUUGCGGAAUGCCGAAGAACUUUCGCGCUGUAGAAGCAGCAUCGAACGAGUCCAAGGGAAAGCAGCAAGAAGACGCUCGCCGGUAUCCUCUCACUACUUCUUCUUCGAGCUUCGAAGAAGACUCGAUCCGAAGUUGUAUAGAUACCUGUAAAUGCGUCCGCACCAUCACGAAGCGUGAUCCGGAAAGAAACGAGGCAGACGCGGAGUAUUUUAGAAUACCUCCGAAAUAGGAAGAGGUUGCAGUUUCUGCCCGAAAGGGCGCUACUAGCAGCAGAUAGGCAACGCCAUGAAACGCUGCUCGUGGUCAGCGGACGUCGUCCACGCUUCCAUAGUGGUUAGGGUUAUCCCCCUGUGGGCGGUGGAUGACAGUAGAGCUCUUUUCUUACAACUGACCUCAUCAGCUUGAUUAUAUUCAAUUACAGUAUGCAGAUGCACUACUUCUACUGCGCAAAGAGUUAAAACAAAUAAAUAUGGUAAAUCUAAGUUAUUUGAUUGUUGUGGGAUCGUAUAAUCUUCAGUUCUUGUUUGGCAACACUCUGUCAAACUCAUGCUCAAAAAGAUUUCUUUGAUGUUGAUACAACACGCGGCAUACUUAAGUAGAUGAUGUAGUUGAUGCAGUCAGUUUCCCCUCUGCUCAUGAUAGAUUGAUAAUAUUAUCUAGGAAAUAAUUGAUGUAGCCGUCUUGUACGUCUAAGAUUCUCUUCCAUUGUUUAUCAUCCGCUUUGGAACGGCAUCUGCUGUGGUACCUAAGUGCCCUCAAUUCACACUACAGCAUUCUCAUCUAAACGAUGCUUCUUUCUGUUUCAUCAUUAUGUAAAACAAAGGUUUGAAUUUUGUCAGAAAUAAUUUUAAUAGAAAAUGCUCACAACUACAUAGAUAUUAAGUCAUCCAUAUUGAAUCCCAGGAGGAUAACUCAAUCGUGAUUGCAGCUUGGUUGAGGCCAGUCCUCUGCGU
Molecule: messenger RNA, 1431 nt
Organism: Amoebophrya sp. A25
Lineage: Eukaryota; Dinophyceae; Syndiniales; Amoebophryaceae
Source: the annotation of a GenBank genome assembly